This is a messenger RNA of Peronospora belbahrii, 669 nucleotides long. Lineage: Eukaryota; Oomycota; Peronosporomycetes; Peronosporales; Peronosporaceae. The record is from the annotation of a GenBank genome assembly.
AUGACCGCUGAAUCCAGGCGUGGGGAGCUCGAACAAUUUCAACGUCAAGUUCUUGCGAUCAAACGUGCAUCAACAGCAACAACGUCAUCAACAGGAACAACGUCAUUGUCAUUAGGGUCAAUUGAUGAGGAUUUACAUGAUCGGAUUCGAUUUGCGUGUUUAUUACAGGAAGAAAUUGCUUCUCAAUUGGGCAAAAUACCCAUAAACUCGUCCAAUUCGUUGCUCAAACGUAAAGUAUGUAAAGAUUUUCAAGUGAUUUCGACUCAGUUGGAAACAUCUGUACGACGUGUAGCCGCACGAGAACAGGAACAACAACGGACACUUAUAGAGCAGCAACAACAUCAGCAUCAGCAGCAACAAGAGCAAGCGCAGAAUGGACAUUUGAUUGCAGAACAUCAAGGACAAGUGUUUCAAUUUGCAGAGCUUGAGAAUGAGAUUGCACAUAAUGAAGCACUGAUUGAAGAACGAGAACAGGAUAUUCAUACGAUUCAUCAAAGUGUUGCACAGGUGAAUGAGAUUUUUCGAGAUUUAGCAGCCAUUGUGCACGAUCAACAGAGUGCAAUUGAUGAUAUUGAGACACACGUGCAUGAGAGCAUGGAACAAACAAGACAAGGACUGAAUCAAGUGAAAAAAGCUUCCGAGAUGCAAACAUCUUGUAUGAUUCAAUAG